This is a messenger RNA of Clarias gariepinus (North African catfish), 5611 nucleotides long. It is a transcript of the gene apbb2b, whose product is annotated as amyloid beta (A4) precursor protein-binding, family B, member 2b. Gene Ontology annotation, biological process: regulation of DNA-templated transcription. NCBI's taxonomy places the organism in Eukaryota, Metazoa, Chordata, Actinopteri, Siluriformes, Clariidae. The transcript has 19 exons. Gene Ontology annotation, molecular function: amyloid-beta binding; transcription factor binding. Gene Ontology annotation, cellular component: nucleus; cytoplasm. The record is from RefSeq and is a predicted model, not a curated record. Bases 566 to 3229 code for a protein of 887 amino acids.
GUUUCUUUCUGAACACGAAGGAGCGGUUUAACGGUUAAUAACGGAAACUUCUGGAAAGAUUGUCGCCCUUGAGAGCUACAGAGCGAGCGCGAGCUGCGUGCGCGUGCGCGCGUGCCUGAACUAGCGAGCCCCCUCAGCGGCUUCGGUUAUUUCAGUCUUCAUGGCGACGGUUUAUCUAAUUAGCAUCAUGCUAAUAUAACAUUUUUUUUUUUAAUGAAGGAAUAAUGAGUUAAAUAGUGCUUGUAUCUGCGCUGAAGCUGUUUGCCCCCUCCUCAGGACAAGCUGGGCCGUCAAUACAGCACAGAAUAGCUGAAGAGCUCCGGACACACCUGAACACACACACAGGCUCUCGUUAUCAUUUCAGACGACGUCCUGCUUAAUCAAUAAACAGACAGAGAACUUCCUCUUGCUUGCUCGCUCGGUCAGUCACUCGGGCCGAGACUGUGACGAUGCACUGACCAAACCGCACCAUGGCCCGAGAGGCUCUGUGGAAACUCCCACAAUCCCUGGCUCUCUGAUUUUCAACACCAACCUCUGAUAAUAAACAACCAAACCCUUUCAAGCCAUGAUGUCAGUCUGCAUUCCUUCCCCUCACAGCUCCUCCCCUUCCAUGGAUGCAGCCAACUGCAAUGGACCUCCAGUGACCCCGCCCACCUCCCUCAGUCUACGCUCCUCCCACAACCAACUGCUCAGCGGUGACGUGGUCAACCAGGGCCAGGCCACGCCCCCAAAGUGUCGCAAGAAGUAUGCGCUAAUGAGCAUGCAGAGUGCCAUGGGGCUCGGUGAUGGCGCAGCACCGCCUCCUUCGUCCUCCACGUCAUCCACCUCCUCCACGUCUUCCACGUCCUCCUUGUCCCCCGUCACAGGUAAUCUGAAGCUGGCGAAGAACGGCGCCAAUCAGCUGCGCAAAGCGGCCGAGCUGCAAGACCAAAACAAAAACACGACAAACGAGGACGAUGCGGAAAGCGCCGACGACUCGGACCACGAGUUGGAGUUAAGCAUCGACAUCCAAACAGAGCCGGACGACUCUGACGAGCCGGCGAGCAAGGACACGAGCGAUUUCCUUAACGCUGAUCGGCACGAGGACUCGAACACCAUGACGUUUGAGGACGAUCCCGACGAGCUGCUCAUCCUGUCGGAAAGAUCAGAGCUCGUCAGGAAGUCCCCGCAGCUCCAUAAGGACAGGGUCUUCCUGGAGUCGCAGAGUGACGACCUCUCACCCGAUGAGCCCGAGGCGCAGGAUUACGAUGUCACGGUUCCUCUCCUGGAAGAGAAAGACCUCAGUCCACCAUUAUCACGGAAACAGCGCAGCCCAGAGGACACGCCCCUUCUGUCCGUCGGCUCCUCCUCUGCCUCGUCCUCCCCGGAGACAAAAAAGGACAGGCCACGGACCGGCGCCAAGACGGACCGUGCGCUCCAUCGCAUACAGAACCUCCCACCUAGUGAUGAGGAGUCCAGCUGGACCACGCUCUCUCAGGACAGCACCUCACUGGGCUCGCCAGAAGACACGGAUAUCUGGGGAGACCGGUCGUUCCAGACAGACCCAGACCUGCCCCCAGGAUGGAAGAUGAUGACCGACAUGGGUGGCAUUUAUUACUGGCACAUUCCCACUGGCACCACACAGUGGGAGAGACCCGGAGCGUGCAAUCCCGCACCGAGCAGCGCCCCUCGCCAGGACGCGCGCAAACACUCGCUGGGCUCGCUUUCUCCCUCACCCACUCCUGACCAAGAGGCGUCUCAGGCGGAGGUGUUUUUUGGCGCAUCCUGUCGCUCGGACAGCACAGCAUCCGACAGCUCCGUCGAUCCCGUCCCACCUGCGGUGUCCUCUGCGUUUCUCGACCCCGCCCCCAUCCUUUCCUCAAACUCCUCCUCUUCCUCUGACGCGAACGUUCCUUCCUGCGGGUUCGUCAACAGCUGCUACUUUCCUCGAUCUUCGUCACUGCAGAUCAUGCCAGAGAAAGACAAACGCACCUAUAUCCAGCAUCGACAGGAGGACAAAAAACAACCCUGGAGUGAUUUUGCAGUGGGAAAGAUUGAUAGUGAGGUCUGGAAGGAUCUGCAGGCUGCCACAGUGAACCCUGACCCCAGUCUGAAGGAGUUUGAAGGAGCCACUCUCCGCUAUGCCUCGCUCAAACUUCGAAACCCUGCUCCUGUAGAGGAAGAAGAUUCCAGCAGUGUUAACAGCGAUCCUGAAGCCAAGUGUUUUGCAGUGCGCUCUCUGGGAUGGGUCGAGAUGGCAGAAGAAGACUUGGCUCCUGGGAAAAGCAGCGUCGCCGUUAAUAACUGCAUCCGACAGCUCUCCUACUGCAAGAACGACAUCAGAGACACAGUCGGGAUAUGGGGAGAGGGGAAAGAUAUGUAUCUGAUCCUGGAGAACAACAUGCUGAAUCUGGUCGACCCGAUGGACCGAAGUGUCCUUCACUCUCAGCCAAUCGCAAGCAUCCGUGUCUGGGGUGUGGGGCGGGACAACGGCAGGGAUUUCGCCUACGUAGCACGCGAUAAAGACACACGGAUAUUAAAAUGUCACGUUUUCCGCUGUGACACGCCUGCCAAAGCCAUCGCUACCAGCCUGCAUGAAAUCUGCUCCCGGAUCAUGGCGGAGCGCAAGAGUGCCAAAGCUAUGGCGGGAGGAUCUCUGCAGGACAGGAGCCACACAGGACUUGACGUCCCGCUGCAGGCAGAGUUCCCCACACCAAAGACUGAACUGGUGCAGAGGUUCGAGGUCUUGUACGUUGGCAUGAUGCCAGUAACCAGACCCAUAGGUAUGGAUGUUUUAAAUGCAGCUGUGGACAGCCUGAUGACAUCAUCAGACCGAGACAGCUGGAUCCCGGUGAUCCUGAAUGUAGCGGACGCCACUGUCACAGUCAUCAAAGAAAAGGAGGAAGAGGAAGUCCUAGUCGAGUGCCGCGUGCGUUUCCUGUCGUUCAUGGGCGUGGGGAAAGACGUGCACUCUUUCGCCUUCAUCAUGGACACGGGCAACCAGCACUUUGAGUGCCACGUGUUCUGGUGCGAUCCCAACGCGGGCAGCGUGUCUGAGGCCGUGCAGGCCGCCUGUAUGUUACGGUACCAGAAGUGUCUGGUGGCGCGCCCGCCCUCGCAGAAGUCCUGCUCACAGGCCCCGCCCUCCGACUCAGUGACACGCCGCGUCUCCACCAGCGUCAAGCGAGGCGUCCUGUCCCUCAUCGACACGCUCAAACAGAAGAGACCCGUCACAGAGCUGCCACAAUAAUCCUUUCUGACACACACACACACACACACACACACACACACACACAUACUCUUGCACAUCGAUUCAGCAUGCGUACACCUAUUCACAUUACUUGGAAAAUCACACUCUUCUGUAAAACCGGGGGGAAAAAAAACGCCCCAUGCUUCACCUUAUAGCGUAACGUGGCUCCGCCUCCUCUGUGUCAAUCAAGUGUUAUGUGCUUAUCUGCAUGGGGUGACCACACCUCCGUCGCAUGAUACAAGACAUCACGCACAUAUUAGGAGGAGCAUCCUCGGGGUGUGACAGACGAUAAAGUUUAUGCAGAGCGUUUGUGUGUGUGUGUGUGUGUGUGUGUGUGUGUGUGUGUGUGUGUGUGUGUGCGUGCAUGAAAAGCCAGACAGAUCGAACACUUAACCUCACUAGAGCUUCCUCUGUACAAUCUCAGCUGGCUGUACUGUAUGUGUGUGUGUGUGUGUGUGUGUGUGUGUGUGUGAGAGAGAGAGAGAGAAAGGGGGACGUGUGUACAUUGCUGCUGCUUUAUUAGAACUACAGCAUCCAUUCACAAAGCAUGCAGUUUCUUUCCUACUUCCUGUCUCACAGUCCUGAUAUGAUGAACAGAGGAGAGGACGGAUUAAACUUGCUAGAGCGAAAAAAAAGAGAGAGAGAUAGACGAGUGUCGCUUUGUAAAUACACAUCAAAGCUUUUCACCAAAAAAGACUGGGCCUAAAAGAGAAUGGAGGCUGACUGAUAUCUGAUGAUAAUGAGGGGUGAAGAGAAUUAACCACGAUGAUGGAUCGAACACUGAAAUGUGAUGUCCUGUGGAGUCUGCGCUUGUUUUCUAUCGCCUCAGCGAUGCUGCCUUUCCGUUUCCUUCUCAAGCUCGUUCAUGCACGCGAUUGGACGCCGACAGAAUGACAUCAUGCUGGAGAAACAAACAAACAAAUAAGAAAAAAAAAAACCUUGUUCGUGCGCAUAAGGACGCUCGUUCAGCGCCACACCUUCAGCACCGUCUGGGGAGCCGUGUGCAUAAAACAGAAUCAGCGUUUAAAGGAAACCUCCACCCUGAACGAUGUGCGUAAUGAUAUUUACAAAGAAACAAACAUGCUUAUACGCUAUCUCCUAAGUCUUCUAUUAUCCGUUCGACUACCUGCUCACAGCGGCGCAGUAAAGAUUUACUCCUUUGGCCUUUCUAAAUAAAGAGAGCGAUGCAGCAGAGCUUCAGUAUGUCUAGCUGUCUAAUUGUUUCAGGGUGGACUUUUUCUUUAAAAUCUCGCUGCACUCUGGAGUCUGCUGCCGUCCCAAUCUCAUUACAAGCUUCGAGAGGUCACUCGUGUGUCCACAGUGUCUGUAUAACACUUUGCAAAUGCAUAUCGCAUCAUAAGCUAUGUUUUUUUUUAAAUAUAUAUAUAUAUAGUAUAAUUUUCACUUUUUAUAUUAUUUUAAGUAUUUUUUAUAUAUAUGUAUUAUUUGCCUUGUGAACACAUUCUCGCCAAACUGUAAACAAAAAGGAAAAACACAUUGUAUGUGUUGUGGGGAAGAAAAAAAAGGGGGCGAAAGGAAAAAAGAACAAAUUUAUUUCACGGUCUGCCAGAAGUGUCUAAACUAUGCAUUCUUUUAGCUCCAAGGACGAUUUAAGGAAAAACAACGACACAAAAAAAAUAAAAAGACUUUGCGUGUCUCGGAACAAUGACUAAACACGAAGAAGUGGACGUCAGAGUGGACGGAAAAGAUAUUUUUUAUUUUAUUUAUUCUAUUUUAUAUCGCGUGUAAAGGUUUUUGUCAUGAUCCGUUCUCUGUCUUGGACAUUCUCUUCACCGUGGCUCGGACUUAACAAAUAAAUCGGUCCGUGGCGAGAAAUAAAAGGAAAGAAACCGAAGAAACAGUGAGGACAACAGUCUUGCACAGUCACUGGUUUGUUUUUGUUUUUUUCCCCCUUUCCCAAGAUGGAACUAGUAGGCAUAUCAGAUAUAUUUUUUUUUGUAAAGUCUGUUCAAAAUCUUUUGAUCUCAUCUUAAAAUUUUUGUUUUGACAUCUUGUUCCUUCGAACACAGCUCGAGUUAUUUUUGAGAUGUUUAACGCUUUGAGUUAAGCUCCUCUGCACUUCUUUUUUUAUAUGUACUCCUCCUUUAAAAAAAAGAUGAAGCAGGCACGCGUUUCAAUCUCAUACAGCGUGCACUUCAUGAGAGUACAGAGACUUGAACCGAGCUGUUGGAGAUUCACGUGGUGUAGUUUGAUCAUCUGAGAUGAAUUCCUGGUCACUCACACAGACUUGCACACACGCAUCCACACACAUACACACGUAGACAGUUGCAUUCUUGUGGAAACAAUGGCUUCUUCUCCUCUACACUACUUUGUACCCCAUACUAAAUGUAAUCUGUUGUGAGAAUAAACAGCAUAUCAACA